Molecule: messenger RNA, 1664 nt
Organism: Drosophila subpulchrella
Lineage: Eukaryota; Metazoa; Arthropoda; Insecta; Diptera; Drosophilidae
Exons: 7
Coding region: 90-1448 (452 amino acids)
Source: RefSeq, a predicted model, not a curated record
CGGGUACGUUACGUACUACGUUUUGAAAAAUCACGAAAAUCACGACGAAACGGUCACAUCAGGACGCAGUGAAAUUUUGUUUUGUAAAAAUGUCAUUUUCCGCCACCGGUGAUUGCCAAUUAGUUUCGCAAAUUUAUCAGUACAGGAGCCAUCGCGUCGCGUGCACUUUUAAAGUUCUGCCGACACCUGUGACCCAUUUUAAGCGGGAACCCAAGAAUGUUUUCCACUGGAUGACCGCGGAUCGCUGGGGCCGCAUUGAGAGUGGUCUGUGGCGCCUGUUCGAGAACCUGAAGCACUGGCAGGAGGCCCACAAGCUGGACACCGAUCUCCUCAUCGAUCACAUCAAUGUGCGCGUCCAGGCCACCAAAAAUCCGCAUCCUGCCACGCUCAGUCUUCUGGCCGACGCGGAACUGACCUCCAAUGACCUCAGCCUGGAUCUCCAACUGCAGUACAUAACGCACGAAGACACCACCGUCGUGGCCGUCAUUCCCAGCAAGCGCAAACUUGCCACGGAAGCAGAACCCAACGGUUCCGGCCGCAUCACCAAUUUUAGCAAGGGCAAGGAAGCCAACUUGGCGUCCAAGCCAAAAGCGGGAGUAAACUCAAAGCCCAAGCACAUUGAUGCCGACGACGACGACGACGAUGACGGUGACAUUUUCGGUGGAUGCCGCCAACCGCCUGCCAAGGUCAAGCGCGAACGCAGAUCCAUUUCCCAGGGUGGCGAAAAAGAGAAGUCCUCCAGCAGCACUAGCUCUUCUCGGCAAGGAAGCCGCAUAAAGCGAGCCCAGAGUCCAGUACAAAGAAAUUCCAGAGCCAGCUCUGUCGAGUCGAAACCUGCACGCCGCUCCGGCCGAUCACCCAUGCGUCCGGGUCGUUUUAAAAAUUUCGUCUUAGGCGAGGCGAAGGGCAGCAAGAGCAAGGGUUCCAAGUCCAAGGUGAAACGUAUUUCGCCGUCGCCUGUUAAGGCACUGAAGGUGGAGCAGAUGGACGGAGCCCGGUUCGAUGCUCUGCAGCGGCUGGACAGCAUGCUGGACAUGCCAAAGCCGCGGGAAGUUGAGAUUUUACUCUUAAAGGAAUUGGGCGAAGACGAUGUCAUGAACACUUUCGAAAAGUAUCGCAGCGACUUUGAUAAGCUGUUCAAGGAGCGGGAGUUUAAGCCACGCACUGUCGGCUAUAUGAAUAUUGAUCACAUGGAAAUUAUUGACAUACUCAACGCGAACAUUCAUCAGAAGAUGCUCAAGAAACUGGGCGAAGUUUACAGCAGUCGAAGCAAUCACACGACGCUUCUUGUAAACGGAUUGCUACCGCUGUGGAUAGUGCGCCUCUUCAUGGACACUUACAAGCUAUCGCAUUCGGAUGCGCUGCAGCAAAUCCGUGACCAAACGAAGUACAACUCAUAUCUGAAGGCCUUCAACAAUGAACCAUUGUGUUCCGAUCUUGAUGACUGAUCCAAUCCUGUUCUACAUUAGCAUAUUUCAUUAUUGCGCAUUAGAUAGCUUUUUAAAAUGUGGCAAAUGCAGAUUCCGCCGCCGUUGAACUUGUUACAUUCCGAUUUGGAAUAGGCACUUGUUAAAAUUCAUUUGUCUUUCUUUAUUUUGAAUGGAAUCUGUUUUGUAUUACUCAUUACAUUGUAUAAAUACAUUUAUCAUAUGCUUUCGAAAAAA